AGCAGCAGCGACCGCCCGAUCCUCAUGACGUCUCGCUUCGAGCACACGGUGUCGGCCGAGGGCCAGCACCUCGUCAUCACGGGCCGAGAAGGCGCUCUCGAGCGGUGCGAGGACGAGCCUAUCCACGCGCCCGGCGCCGUCCAGGCGUUCGGCGUCCUGAUCGCGUUCGACUACGACGAGUCGGAGCGCAUGACGAUCCAGCAGGUGUCGGAGAACUCGGGCUUCAUCCUCGGCCUCCCGCCGCGCACCCUGUUCAAGGUCAAGUGCCUGACCGACGUCCUGAGCGAGGACGAGGGCGACGCCCUGCGCGACGCCAUCGAUGCCCUCGACGAGCGCGACGAGGACCCGGGCAACGACGAGGCUGGCCCGUACACGUUCACCUUGUCGGGCCGCGGCAACCCGGGCACGGCGCAGGACGAUGCGCAGAGCCGCGCCCGCCUCGAGUGGACCUGUCACGCCGCCAUCCACCGGCCGAGCCCCGAGCGGCAGCCCAAGCGCCUCGUCCUCGAGCUCGAGCUCGUCGACGACCAGGUCAACCCGCUCACGACCGAGUCGAGCGAGCCCGUCGCGACCGAGGACCGCGGCGGCAUGGUCGACGUCGCCGGCGAGGACCCCAACAACGGCAUCAACCCGUCCGAGGACGACCUGAUCGAGAGCACCGUCUCGAUCGCGCGCCCGUUGCGCAUGCUCGCUCGCGGCAAGUCGACCCGGGUGCGUCGCCGCAAGGUGCGCCGCGGCCUGGACGACCUCGACGUCGUCGGGCUCCUGAGCCAGAUCAACGACCAGUUGAGCAAGACGGACGAGCUCGAGACGUUCCUCAAGAUCACGGCGGGCGUCUUCAAGGAGUUGACCGAGUUCGACCGCGUCAUGGUGUACCAGUUCGACGAGGCGUGGAACGGCCGCGUCGUCGCCGAGCAGGUCGACUGGACCCGCACCAAGGACCUCUUUCGCGGCCUCAACUUUCCCGCGAGCGACAUCCCGCCGCAAGCCCGUGCCCUGUACCGCGUCAACAAGGUCCGCGUCCUGUACGACCGCGACCAGCCGACGGCGCGCCUGUGCUGCCGCUCGAUGGACGAGGUCGACGUCCCGCUCGACAUGACGCACUGCCACUUGCGCGCCAUGUCGCCGAUCCACAUCAAGUACCUCGGCAACAUGGGCGUCCGCUCGAGCAUGUCGAUCUCGAUCACGGCGUUCGGCGACCUGUGGGGGCUCAUCGCGCUGCACACGUACGGCCGGUACGGCCACCGCGUGUCGUUCCCCGUGCGCCAGCUGUGCAAGCUCCUCGGCGCGAGCAUCUCGCGCAACAUCGAGCGCAUCUCGUACGCGAGCCGGCUCCAGGCGCGCAAGCUCAUUAACACGGCCGCGAGCGACCAGAACCCGGGCGGCUACAUCCUCGCCAAGGCCGACGACUUGCUCGACCUGUUUCACGCCGACUUUGGCAUGCUCAGCAUCGGCGACGAGGCCAAGAUUCUCGGCCAGGUCAACAACUCGCAGGAGCUUCUCGCCGUCCUCGAGUACCUUCGGGCGGCGCGCUUCACCGGGCUCAAGUCGACCCAGGACAUCAACCUCGACUUCCCCGACAUCGACUGUCCGGGCGGGUUCAAGCUCAUCGCCGGCCUCUUGUGCGUCCCACUGUCGGCCGAGGGCAAGGACUUCAUCUUCUUCUGCCGCUCGCCGCAAGAGCAGGAGGUCCGGUGGGCGGGCAACCCGUACACGAACAAGACGAUCAACGACUACCAGCCGCUCGAGCCGCGCAAGUCGUUCGCCCAGUGGACCGAGGUCGUCAAGGGCAAAGGUCGAGCCUGGACCGACGAGGAGAAGGAGACGGCGAGCGUGCUGUGCCUCGUUUACGGCAAGUUCAUCGCUGUGUGGAGGGAGAAGGAGAGCGCGCUCGCUGCGAGCCAGCUCACCAACCUCCUCCUCGCCAACGCGAGUCACGAAGUGCGCACGCCGCUCAACGCCAUCAUCAACUACCUCGAGCUCGCCCUGGACGGCCCAAUCGUCGGCGAGGUGCGCGACAACCUCGUGCGCAGCCACGCCGCCUCCAAGUCGCUCAUCCACGUCAUCAACGACCUCCUCGACUUGACGCGCACCGAGAAGGGCAACGAGCUGUUCCUCACCGACCCGUUCAACCUGUCCGAGACGCUCGAGGAGGCCAUCUCGAUGCACCGCGACGAGGCCCGCCGUCGAGGUCUCUCGCUCGAGCUCGUCGAGACGCCGACGGGCACGCCGCCGACCCUGAUCGGCGACCGCGCCAAGAUCCGCCAGAUCGUCGCCAACGUCGUCGGCAACGCGCUCAAGCACACACAGGAGGGCGGCAUCCUCGUCGAGUGGGGCGAGAUGGCCGACCAGGACCUCGACGACGCGUUCGAGGAGAAGAAGGACUCGAUCCGCAUCGGCAUCUCGGUCACCGACACGGGCGUUGGCAUCUCGGAGCGCAAGCUCGAGAACCUGUUCCGCCAGUUCGAGCAGAUCUCGACCAUCGGCGACAAGCAGCGCGACGAGGACACCAAGACCGAGCAGGCCGUCGGGCUCGGGCUCGCCGUCGUCGCGCGCAUCGUGCGCAACCUCGACGGCCAGCUCCAGGUCGAGUCGAAGGAGGGCAAGGGCUCCAAGUUCACCUUCGUCUUCCCGUUCCGCCUGCCGGCGCUCGACGCCGAGGCGGCGCCGCCGACCAAGGGCGAGCUCGCCGCAGCGGGCGAGCGCAAGAACGCGCGCCAGAUUGAGCCGGCGCCCGUCCAGAACGGGCUCCGCCGCCGCACGAGCAAGCACAGCACCGACUCGGCCGACUCGCGCAUCUCCAAGGGCUCGUCGGGCCGGUCCGAGAUCGAUUCGCUCAUCAACGCCAUGGCGAGCUCCCACAUGUCGCCGCCGGCGGGCAGCCACAACGACCAGUCGUCGGCGGGCACGCGUUCGACGACGUCGGCCCAGUCGGGCGGGUCCCGGCGCUCGUUCCGCUCGGCCCUGUCGCACGUGCCCUCGCAGGGCUUCCCCGAGUCGAACGCCGGCAGCAGCGCCGCCGCUCGCGUACGAGCCGAGUCGGGCCCCGGGCGCGUCAACGUCAAGGGCAGCCAGAUCCCGUUGCGCGCAUCUCGCGUCGGCGCCGGCGGCAGCAGCGGCGCCGCCAUGUCGCCCGUCUCGUCGCCCAACCUCACGACGGCGCACAACGGCCCGUACAGCCCCUUCUUCCAGUCGUCGUCGUCGUCGACCUCGUCGAUGCUGUCCCCUUUCGGCGCCGGCGACCGUCCGCCGCAGCCCGAGCGCGCCGAGUCGCUCAUCUCGGACGCCAUCAGCGGCACCCAGAGCCCUCGCCACAUCAGCCAGUACCGCAAGGCGUCGAUCACCCCUGCCGUCGAGGACUCGAUCGAGCCCAUGCGCGUGCUCGUCGUCGAGGACGAGAUGGUCAACCGCAUGAUCAUCCAGCAGCGCCUCAAGAAGGACGGCCACGACGUCGUCGUCGCCGAGCACGGCGGCGCCGCCGUCCGCAAGUUUGAGGAGGACCGCACGGGCUUCGACAUUGUCCUCAUGGACCUGCAGAUGCCCAUCAUGAACGGCGUCGAGGCGAGCCGCAACAUCCGCCGCAUCGAGCGCGAGUCGCCCGUCGACGUCGACAAGCAGCGCGAGACGAGCCGCCGCAACGUCGGCAUCCCCAUCCUCGCCGUCUCGGCCUCGCUCCCCGAGCGCGAGCGCCCGACCAUCGUCGACGCCGAGCUCGACGGCUGGCUCCUCAAGCCGAUCGACUUCAAGCGCCUGCGGCGGCUCAUGCGCGGCGCGCUCGAGCCCGACGCUCGCGACCCCGAGAUCUACCGCCCCGGCCAGUGGGAGCGGGGCGGCUGGCUGCACUCGUUCCCGCCCGAGGGCGGCCCUCGCAACAGCUCGGCGCGCCGCUCGUCGGCCGGGGCGGCAGGCUCCUCCAAGGGCAAGCCGCCCUCGCCCGACAACGCCUGAUGGCCUUCUUCCUUCCCCUCCUCGGCAUCCUCCCACCUUCCUCCCGCCGCGUCGUCCCGCCCUCACACACGACUCGACGCCGCAUCGUCCACCUUCUCUCUCAGCAUCGUCGUCCUCCCUCUGCAACCUUCAAGUAUACCCUCGCCGUCGCAGCAAUUCCUCUCUCGCGUCUUUUGUUCGCCUUCUACCAGGCGCUCGUCGACGAUACACGUGUCGCGAGGCCUGUGUCGUACCUUCUACGACCCCCUUUAGUUUCCCUCUCGUCCUCCCUCCCCGUGCUGCUGCCCGCGCACCCCCUCGCAACUCUCUCCCGCCCCCAUGUCCAGAGGUCAUUGUUGUCUUUGUCGCCUCCCUUAGUAGCCCCCGCACACGCCUCGACUUCCCUCUCAGCCCUUACUCGUCUCCUCCCCCUCCUCCUUGCCUCCCGGCUCUCUUUUCUCCGGUCAUACUUGCCCCGGCGCCCUCCCUUUGGCGGCCGGGUUCCCCUGCGUUCCUUCCGUCGGUAUCUAGAAGGCAAAACACGAGUUUCUCCAUCU
Molecule: messenger RNA, 4484 nt
Organism: Rhodotorula graminis WP1
Lineage: Eukaryota; Fungi; Basidiomycota; Microbotryomycetes; Sporidiobolales; Sporidiobolaceae
Exons: 9
Coding region: 25-3948 (1307 amino acids)
Biological process (GO): phosphorelay signal transduction system; detection of visible light; regulation of DNA-templated transcription
Molecular function (GO): protein binding; phosphorelay sensor kinase activity
Source: RefSeq, a predicted model, not a curated record